Molecule: messenger RNA, 1677 nt
Organism: Temnothorax curvispinosus
Lineage: Eukaryota; Metazoa; Arthropoda; Insecta; Hymenoptera; Formicidae
Product: UDP-glucuronosyltransferase 1-5-like
Exons: 2
Coding region: 566-928 (120 amino acids)
Molecular function (GO): UDP-glycosyltransferase activity
Source: RefSeq, a predicted model, not a curated record
CCCUAUUACUGCAUAAUUACCCAAAAAAUUCUCCCCAAAAAACAGCCUCUUGACCAAACGACCCCCUUAAAUUGUUACUGUAAUCGCUAGGGUUUUAGUAAAAUAUCGCGAUAGACAUGCACGAAAACAUCGCAUAUAUAUGUACAAAUAUGUUGUGGAUAGGUUGGUUAUUGACUAAUUACAGCAUAACUACAUUUUAAAAAUAUAGCCUAAGAAAAUCAAUUUUUGUUGUAUUAAUAGUUUAUGUAGUUACCUCGCAGUAAUGUCUAAACAAUUUUAUUUUAUUUCAUAAUUUUUUCGCACUUAUUAUAAGACAAUUUCAGUUCUUAGUUAUUACAGUUACCUAUAUAUAUUAUAAUCUAUUUAUAAUAAAAAAGUAGUUUUUAUUACAACAAGUGAACAAGAACAACUCGCUUUUUGUUUAAAAAUGAUAUACAAGCAACACAAUUGUUGGUAUAAGAGUUCAUCACAUUAGUUUAAUUGGGACAUAUACAGCUAAUAAAUUGUUUGUAUCAAUGUGAGAUUUCCAUAGUUGAGAGUUAAUAUUUAUUAUAAAUAUACCUUUAUGUCUAUAGCUCACAAAAAUGUAAGAGUAGUCUGGACACAUGGCCUUUUGAGUGCGCAGGAAGCUAUUUGGAAAGGCAUACCAAUGAUCGUAAUGCCUUUCUUUGGAGAUCAAAAAUUCAACACAAGAAUAUUAGUAGCUAAAGGUGUUGGCAUAUACUUGGACAUUAAAACUUUGUCCACGCAAUCCAUAUUACACGCAGUUAAAGAAGUACUUUACAAUGAAAGUUAUAUGAGAAAUAUGAAACAAUUAUCCAGCGAAUUCCGGGGUCGGCCAAUAUCACCAUUAGAUUUAGCUGUUUGGAGCAUUGAAUACACCGUCCGCCAUCCAAAUGGAACUUUAGUAAUGCCGCUGAAAUCUUAGAGCUGGGUGGAACAAAAUCUAAUUGAUGUCUACGCAUUUUUGUUCCUUAAUUUCUUCAUAAUUAGAUUAGAUAUACUUUAUUGUUCCCCUAUGGGGUUACAAUAGACUUCCGUUACAUGACUCUUUAGCUCGUACUUAUUUCUAUCUUAUUCUAUCUUAUUCUACUUAUCGCUGUAUCCGCACGCACGCACGCACGCACGCACGCACGCACGCACGCACACACACACACACACACACACACACACACACACACACAUCGCUCACAUUUUCUUAAACUUUAUCUCUAACUUACUUUCUAUCUUACAAUCCCUUAUAUCUAUCUUAUUGUCUAACGCCCUCUCCCCCCAAGGACUUCCGCUUUCUUUCUUUCUCAUUUUUUCUUCCUUACUUCUCUCUUUCUGCUCUAAUUCAUUUAUCUUCAUUUACUUUUUCUCUCCCUACCUCUCUCUCCUCUUUCCCUCUUUGUCUUCUUCUUGCUUUCAUCUCUCCCACCACGUUCCCUCACUUUUUUCCCAUCUCAUACAUCUUUCCCAUACGUGUUCCCAGGUCCCCUUUUUCUGAGAUAUCCUACAAAUUUCUUCAUAAUAUUCUGAAUUACGCAAGAUAUAAACAAGCGUAAGUCGUAGAAACAUUAACAGGCUUUGCGUGCAGUUGCUGCAUAAUGUUAAUGUAAAGAAUAAGUAAAUAUAACGUAAAUAUAGAAAAUUUUGUAUUAAUUGCAUUGAUAUUGUAAUUAAUAAUAAAUUAUG